CUACUCAUCCUCCUGCCGAAAGACAGGGCGACCAAAAGCGACUAUGGCUUCCAUGAGGACUGGCUCGAGAAGGCGAUAGAUAACAGGAAGCGUUACGCCGAUUUUCAUGGAUACAGCUUCAUGUGGGCGAAUCUCGAGACCUACCCCGAGUUCAAAAUCCAUCCACAGUGGUCCAAGAUUGCCGGCCUCAACGAUGCCUUCAACAAGCACCCGGAAGUCGAGUGGAUCUGGUGUCUCGAUUCGGACGCCAUCAUCAUGAACGCAACGAUCGGGCUAUGGGACUACCUCCUCUCGCCGGAGGCGCUGAUGAGGGAAGUGAAAUCGGAGGGUCCAAUUUGGUUCGGUGGAAAGAAACAGCUCCCGCAGCAUGAGCUGGAACUCAAGACACCCACGAUCGUCGACCCGAACAACAUCUACCUCAUCAUAUCGAACGACAGCAACGGACUCAAUACCGGAAGCUUCUUUGUCCGUCGAAACGCCUUCAUGUCUGCGUUCGUCGACCUCUGGCGCGACCCCUAUCUCAUCAAGAACAAGUUCACUUUCAACGAGCAAGACGGCCUCGCGCACCUAAUCCUGACGCACCCACACGUGCGCAAGCACGUCGGCAUCGUGGAGCAGAGCAAGAUCAACAUCUACCCGGGCCACUUUCAGCAACACGACUUUCUGGUGCACUUUGCUGGAUGU
Messenger RNA from Tricharina praecox, 684 nucleotides. RefSeq names its product galactosyl transferase. Gene Ontology annotation, molecular function: glycosyltransferase activity. Gene Ontology annotation, biological process: protein N-linked glycosylation. Gene Ontology annotation, cellular component: Golgi membrane. NCBI's taxonomy places the organism in Eukaryota, Fungi, Ascomycota, Pezizomycetes, Pezizales, Pyronemataceae. The annotation marks the transcript as partial. The transcript is spliced from 5 exons. The record is from RefSeq and is a predicted model, not a curated record.